Molecule: messenger RNA, 1060 nt
Organism: Schistosoma turkestanicum
Lineage: Eukaryota; Metazoa; Platyhelminthes; Trematoda; Strigeidida; Schistosomatidae
Source: the annotation of a GenBank genome assembly
GGUCAAUACAUUAACAAUGAAACACGGAACUAUUUGAUCUUAGCAUUCAUUAUCAUGGGUUUAUUAUUAUGGCUUAUUGGUGUUCUGAUCAUUGGUUUGGUGUGUUAUCGUCGCCGACGUAAUCGUAAAGUAUCUGUUCGAAAAAGUGCUUUAUGGUCCAAUAUUAGUUAUGAACCAAAUUUAUAUCAAACUAAAUUAUCAUCACCACAAACUGAACCAUUUAUUACACAAUAUAAUCAUGAUAAUCAUCAAAAUGACAUGAAAUUAUUAUUAUCAACCAAUCAAACAAUUUAUCCUUCAUUAAAAAGAUGUUCACCAAGUAGUGUACUAAGAAAUUCAUCUACUUUACCAAAACUACCCAAUAAUGAUCAUCCCAUUGAACGUAGAUCAGUACGUUAUACACGUACACCAAAUGAUAUAUCGAAAUUACAUUUCGCCACUACUUCAACACAUACACCACCAAUAUCAUCGAUCAAUAAUUCAUCCAUGUCAAUGUAUACACAACAAUCAAAUUUGUCACCAAUUGAAAAUUCUCAUCAACCGCCAUUUGAUGAUACUUAUGAAGAAUUAACAUGUUGUAGAAAUGAUCAUUACAAUUGGAAGCAUAAUCAUGUAUUAACAACAACAACAACAACAAUGCCGAAAUUGACAACUUUUCAAUAAAUCAAUAUUGAAUAUUGAAUUGAUUCAAUGUUCAAUUGUUCAUUCUCCUCUUUUUUCUUUUUUUUUGUUCAUGUUUAUUCAAAAUAUUUAUCAGAUAUAAGAAACAAGUAUAUAGAUAUAUGUGUAAUCAGUUAGGUAACACUUAUUACAUUGUUUGAAAGAUGGAAACUUUCAUUUUUCAUCCAACUUUUGUAAAGAAAAAAACGCGAACAGUUAUCAUUUUUUCUUCAUCAUUCAUCGCUUGAAUUUAAAUAAUCAUUGUUUAUGAAUUGCCAUUUGUUUUAAUCGUAUGUUUUAUGCAAAUCAGAUAUAUUCAAUUGUAUUAUUACUAUUAUCAUUAUUAUUAUUAUUAAUACUGUCUGAUCGAAAAGUCACAGUUAUUUAUGGAAUGUCACAG